Colletotrichum orchidophilum is the source of this 1557-nucleotide messenger RNA. Its product is annotated as FAD dependent oxidoreductase. Lineage: Eukaryota; Fungi; Ascomycota; Sordariomycetes; Glomerellales; Glomerellaceae. Gene Ontology annotation, cellular component: cytoplasm. The record is from RefSeq and is a predicted model, not a curated record. The transcript has 2 exons. The coding region runs from base 1 to 1557 and encodes 518 amino acids. Gene Ontology annotation, molecular function: oxidoreductase activity.
AUGACUGGCGCAACCCUCCAACCGGGCCAGGCCGACCUGCCCUCGGCGAAGAGCACGGCGUCGUACUGGCACCGCCAGCCCUCCAAGACGCUCCUCGGCCACAGGACCACAAAGGACCUGCCGCCGACCGCAGACGUCGUCGUCGUCGGCAGCGGCAUCACGGGCGCAUUCGCCGCCAAGGAGCUGCUAGAGCGGCAGGCUGGUGGGGAAGGCAAAAGGGUUGUUCUGCUCGAGGCGAGGGAGGUUUGCUGGGGUGCUACUGGAAGGAACGGCGGCCACUGCCAACCGGUAUCCUACAAUCCAAACACCGCCAUCGCCUCCUUUGAGCUCGCAAACUACGCCCAUCUCCGCGACCUGGUCGCCGCAAACUCCAUCCCCUGCGACUGGGUCUCCCUCCACGGCGUCCACGCCCUCCUGACGCCAGACCUCGUCGACGCCGCCCGGAACCAGAUCGCCGCGCUACCGCCCCGAUUCGCCGGUCUCGCGCGCCUCGUCACCGACGCGGACGAGCUGAGACAACUACGAAUCCCAGACGCCAUGGGCGCCGUCGUGCAGGAGAAGGCGGCGAGUGUGUGGCCGUAUAAGCUUGUCGCGUGGAUCUUUGAGGACCUGCUGCGGAGGUUCGGGGUCGAGGGUGCGGCCGAGCCCGAGUCGUCGUCGGGCAACAAGAAAGGUAGCAGCAGUAGCAGCAGCAGCUUCAACAUCCAGACUUGCACACCAGUAACCCGCCUCCAACACCUGCCCCCCGCCACAUCGUCAGACGCAGCGUCAUGGAUCCUCCACACGCCACGCGGCCAAAUCGCCACAGCCCAAGUCCUCCUCGCCUCCAACGCCUACACCUCGCGCCUCCUCCCUCGCUUUGCGGACCUGAUCGUCCCUGUCCGCGGGCAAGUCGCGGCCCUCUUACCUCCCCGCCCGCGCCCCGAGCUCGGUACGGCCUACGUCUUCAUGGCGAGCUCCGACGCCGCACGGGGCGAGCCGAACCAGGACGACUACCUCAUCCAGCGGCCCGGACCGGGUUUAGAGAUGAUACUGGGCGGCGGGCGGGCGCGGGGUACGUUGCGCGGGGUGGGAAUCUCGGAUGAUGACGAGAUUGAUCCUGUUGUCGCUUCGUAUCUGAGGCAAGCGGGGGCGAGGAAUCUCGACCUUGCCGCUGCAGUGGGGCCGGGAAUGGAGACGGGGACGGGGCGAAUGCAAGAUGAAGGACGCGGUGGCAACAGCACUAGCAGCAAGAAGGAACUAGAGGCGAGUCACGAAUGGACGGGCAUCAUGGCCUUCUCGCGCGACGGACGGCCGUGGGUCGGACAAGUACCCCCGGGCUCCGUCCUCGGCGGCGGGGAAGGAUUGUGGGUCUGUGCCGGGUAUACCGGUCAUGGAAUGCCGCAGGCCGCGCUGUGCGGGCGGGCGGUGGCGGGCAUGAUGAUAGCCGGAGGCGGCGGCGGGGACGACGACGAAGAGCCUCCGACCGAGUUCUUGGUCAGUGAGGAGAGGGCCGAGAAGGCGAGGGCUCUGCCUUCCAUCAAGGAGAUGGACGAUUUGGAUAUGUUUUUGUUGUAG